Molecule: messenger RNA, 1122 nt
Organism: Ilyonectria robusta
Lineage: Eukaryota; Fungi; Ascomycota; Sordariomycetes; Hypocreales; Nectriaceae
Product: D-amino-acid oxidase
Exons: 5
Coding region: 1-1122 (373 amino acids)
Molecular function (GO): FAD binding; D-amino-acid oxidase activity
Source: RefSeq, a predicted model, not a curated record
AUGGCCGAUAAGAGAAUCGUGGUUGUUGGUGGUUCACUCCAGAAUCGUCAUCUUCCAUCUAACGUCACAGGUCUCACCACCGCGUUGCUGUUAUCCAAAACAGAUGGCUAUAAAAUCACCGUUGCUGCCAAGCACAUGCCGGGGGACUACGACAUCCAAUAUGCGUCGCCUUGGGCAGGAGCCAACUCCAUGCCGGUAUCUGUCGGAGGUACUGACGCUGCGGAGUGGGAUAAAAACACAUGGUUUGCGUUAGAGGAGUUGGCGCGGCAUCACCCUGAUUCAGGAAUUCACUUUCAAAAGGCAAGGAUCUUUAACCGAAAGAAGGAUGUCGGCAGUGACACAGCAAAAUGGUUCUCAGAGCUUCUAUCCCCUGACCCUUGGUGGAAGACUUUGUUCCCCGAGUACAGGCAAAUUCCUCAGGCGGAACUCGGCGCGGAUGUCGACAAUGGGCACCAUUUCAAAUCUGUAUGCAUCAACACGGCGAUAUACCUUCCCUGGCUGGUCUCUCAGUGUCUUCGCAACAGCGUCGUCUUCAAGCGUGCCGUGUUUUCGCACAUCAACGACGCUGCGGCGCAGGGUGUGCACCACAGCGGCCAGGCAGCUGAUGUGGUCUUGAACUGCACAGGCCUAGCUUCCCGCAGCUUGGGUGGAGUUGCAGAUGAGCUAGUUUAUCCCGCUCGCGGACAGAUCGUCGUGGUGAGGAACGAGGCAGAUGAGAUGAUGUCUGUCUCUGGGACCGACGACGGACCCGACGAGGUCAUGUAUAUGAUGACCAGGGCGGCGGGCGGAGGCACUAUCCUGGGCGGAUGCUACCAGAAGCACAAUUGGGAGUCGCAGCCAGAUCCAAGCCUAGCUCUCAGGAUCAUGAAGAGAUGUGUCAAGGCCUGCCCGCAGUUGACAAACGGACGAGGGAUCGAGCAUCUCGACGUGAUUCGGCAUGGCGUGGGGCUGCGGCCGGUUCGGGAGGGUGGGGCGCGAAUAGAGAAGGAGAAGAUCGACGGGACUUGGGUGGUGCACAAUUACGGACAUGGAGGUGCUGGAUAUCAGUGCUCGUACGGGUGCGCGCAGGUCGCGGCGAAGUUGGUGGACGAGGUUUGCCGUCAAGAGAAGGCUCGAUUGUGA